Seminavis robusta is the source of this 1111-nucleotide messenger RNA. The record is from the annotation of a GenBank genome assembly. NCBI's taxonomy places the organism in Eukaryota, Bacillariophyta, Bacillariophyceae, Naviculales, Naviculaceae.
CAAGGUAGUGUAGCUAGCGGCACAGUACGGUAGGAGGCAGAACACGAUAGACACUACCACAACUUUGAACUUUUGGCUAUUCGGCAAAGAAAAAACAUCGAGACUUACGAUGCGUGGUACCGAGUGGAACCCACAUGCUCGAGACGAAGAGGACGACGAGGAUUUCGCAAGGCCUAUGCUGGCCCCAGGAACUGAGGUCCUACUCACACCUGGGAUGCCUUCCGACACCAUCCUCCCAAGUACUGGGGAUACUGAACAGCCAACGUCCUCCCGAACUCUGUCUGGACAACAAAGUGUUACAUCAGAAGAGAACCAAACGCCGUAUCAUAAUUUCGUGAAUGCCAUAGUGCAAUCGAAGCUACUUUUGAGUAUCUGCAUCGUGCUGAUGAACUCGUUGACGAUUGGCCUCUCCUUGUAUGCCAUGCAAAAUUCGGUCAAACGCUCCUUUGUUGGGGCAGGACAAGACUAUUCGAGCUUUACCUAUACGUCGGCGCCCGUGGAUACCCCUCGACCUGCUCCCAUAGACACGACUUCCCCCCCGCCUGCGCCAAUGAGCCAGGAGGAAGGAGACGAAACUGAUCCCACGCCAGGAAUCUCAACUGGCGCCCCCGAGGUAGGCAAUGAUGGCACCGUUGGACAAGAGGACGGCGAAAGCAAUGGGCAAGAAGAAGAAGGAGAAUUGACCUGUGACUCUGGUUUGAAGUUGUUCCGGCUUGAACUGAAAACCGAUGUGUUCGGUCACGAAGUUUCUUGGCAUUUAAAGGAUUGCUUUGGUGAGGAAAUACAAUCCAAGAAUGGUCUAGAGGAAUUAUACACAGGCACAGUCAUUGAACAGAUUUGUCUUCAGGACAACAAGGCUUAUGUGUUCACUAUAGAAGAUGCUGGUGGAGAUGGUGUUUGUUGCAGUUAUGGAGACGGGUCCUAUGAAGUUUACUACGGUGGGGAGAUUGUUGGUAGCGGUGGCGACUUUGGUUCCUCUGCAACGAGACCCAUUGGCGGUUCUUGCCCUUAAAACGAUAGAUUGGCUUCUGGAUCCUUGCGUCGACCAGUCGCCAUAUGCCCUCUGGCCUGGAGAACGUAACCCAGAUCGAUGAUGACUCGGGGUGCUUUC